Molecule: messenger RNA, 4845 nt
Organism: Drechmeria coniospora
Lineage: Eukaryota; Fungi; Ascomycota; Sordariomycetes; Hypocreales; Ophiocordycipitaceae
Exons: 6
Coding region: 1-4845 (1614 amino acids)
Molecular function (GO): lipid binding
Source: RefSeq, a predicted model, not a curated record
AUGCUUAGUAUUACUCCGCAAGUACUCCGUACUUUGGCACAUUAUUGGCAGCUUCAGUACCGAUCUGUCGAGUUCGCUACGCACAAGCAAGUACAGUCAGUACCUGUGUACGGAGUACUUGCAUGUUGUAAUUACAGUACUUGUACGGGUAACGGAGUACAGUGGAGCUGGGCAAUACUUGUACGAGCAGAAGCGCACGCAAGUCCUCAUCCACAUCGAGCACCUCGUCAAGUCCUUGGCGUCGCCAGCCGUCCAUCCUCCCUCCCGCUACUGCCACUUGCAUCGCCAGCCGUCCCAUCAUCUCUGCCGCCACCACCAGCUUGUCUCGGUCGAGCCAAGCUCUCGUCUGUGGCUGACCCAGCCCCGGCUGUCUUGGAUCACCUCCCCAAGUUCCCUCUCCAACCACAAAUUUCAGUUACUUUCCUUGCCGAUCGCAGUACCAGCGCCAUGACUGCUAGGGAGGCGCAGGAGCUCAAGGCGCAGGGGGUCAUCGAGGCGGCCCGGGACCCUCAGAGCCAGGUGACGGCCGAAGCGGCCGAGAGGGAGAUCGUCGCGCGGUCCAAGAAAGCCGGCAUCCCGGCCUUCGACUUCGAUGCCAACGCCACGACGGAGCAGAAACGAGCUCAGGCACAGGCCGCCGUACCCCGCGAGCUUCAGCACAGCAGGCGCCCGAAGGGUGCCGCCAUCAUCACCGACCAGGACGACGGCACCGGCCCGGACGAGGAUCUCCCAGAGGCCAGCAAGGCCGGCGUCCUCGACGUCGCCACCGACGCCGAUGGCAAGCGUCUCGCCGACGGCACCGACCCCGGCGCCAAGGAAGCUCCCUUCGCCCGCACCGGCUGGGCGCCCAAGAUGGGCUGGCCGGUCGAGAGUAUGAGGGAGGCCGAGAGCUUGCUGGACCACGCUACCUGGGCCGAGGGCAAGCUCCCGGACAAGCUCUACGGAGAUUGGUACCACAACGUUGCCCUCGUCAUCUUCGCCUGCAUCUCGUCCUGGCUCGUCGCCGUCUUCGGUGGCGGCUUGGGUUGGGUCUUCAUCAUCAUGGCCGUCUGCGCAACCUACUACCGAACCUCGCUGCGGCGCGUGCGGCGCAACUUUCGCGACGACAUCACGCGAGAGUUGGCCCUCAAGAAGAUCGACACCGACAGCGAGUCUCUCGAGUGGAUCAACUCCUUUCUCGUCAAGUUUUGGCCCAUCUACCAGCCCGUGCUGGCCCAGACCAUCAUCAACUCGGUCGACCAGGUUCUCAGCUCGGCGACGCCCGCCUUCCUCGACAGCCUGAAGCUCAAGACCUUCACCCUCGGCUCGAAGCCUCCACGCAUGGAGCACGUCAAGACGUAUCCCAAGACCGAGGACGACAUCGUCAUGAUGGACUGGAAGUUCAGCUUCACGCCCAACGACACGGCCGACAUGACCGCCCGCCAGCUGAAGAACAAGAUCAACCCCAAGGUCGUCUUGGAGAUUCGCAUCGGCAAGGCCAUGAUCAGCAAGGGUCUCGACGUCAUCGUCGAGGACAUGGCCUUCUCCGGCAUCAUGCGCCUCAAGAUCAAGCUGCAGAUUCCCUUCCCCCACGUCGACAGGAUCGAGAUGUGUUUCCUCGAGCGCCCGACCAUCGACUACGUCUGCAAGCCCCUCGGCGGCGACAGCUUCGGCUUCGACAUCAACUUCGUCCCGGGCCUCGAAAGCUUCAUCCUCGAGCAGAUCCACGGCAACCUGGCGCCCAUGAUGUACGCGCCGAACGUCUUCCCCAUCGAGGUGGCCAAGAUGCUCGCCGGAACCCCCGUCGACCAGGCCGUCGGCGUGCUCGCCCUGACCAUCCACGGCGCGCAGGGCCUCAAGAACACGGACAACUUUGCCGGCACCGUCGACCCCUACGCCUGCAUCAGCUUCAGCCGCCGCCAGGAGCUCGCCCGAACCAAGACGAUCGAGGACAACUCCAACCCGAGGUGGAACGAGACGCACUACCUCAUCGUCACCUCCUUCAACGACUCGCUCGACAUCCAGGUCUUCGACAAAAACGAGUUUCGCAAGUCCAAGGAGCUCGGCGUCGCUUCCUUCCGUCUCGAGGACCUCGAGGAGCUCAACGUGCGCGAGAACGAGCGGAUCGAGGUCAUCGCCGACGGCAAGGCCCGCGGCGUCGUCUCCUGCGACCUCCGCUUUUUCCCCGUCAUGGAGCCCACGACGGGCGAGGACGGAAAGCCGGAACCGCUGCCGCCAUCCAACCAGGGCAUCCUGCGAUUCACCGUCGAGCAGGCCAAGGACCUCGACGGCACCAAGAGUCUCGUCGGCAUGCUCAACCCGUACGCCGACAUGUUCCUCAACGGCAAGGCGGUGCACCAGACCAAGAAGCUCAAACGCACCAACAACCCCAUUUGGGACAACGGAUCCAAGGAAAUUCUCAUCACGGACCGCGCAAAGGCCAAGUUGGGCGUCACCAUCAAGGAUGACAGGGAUCUGACGGGAGACCAGGUCCUCGGCAAGUACCAGAUCAAGCUCGACGAGAUGCUCGAGUGCAUGGAGCAGGGCAAGGAGUGGUACCAGCUGUCCGGCGCCCACAGCGGUCGCGUCAAGAUGAUGGCGCAGUGGAGGCCCGUCGCCAUCUCCGGCGUCGUCGGCACCGGAGGCUACGUCACGCCCAUCGGCGUCAUGCGAUUCCAUUUCCAGAAGGCCACCGACCUGCGCAACUUUGAGUCCUUUGGCAAGUCGGACCCGUACGUGCGUGUGCUCAUGUCUGGCGUCGACAAGGCCCGCACCGUCACCUUCCGGAACGAUCUCAACCCGGAAUGGGAUGAGGUUCUCUACCUUCCCAUCCACACGCCGCGGGACAGGCUGUCUCUCGAGGUCAUGGAUGCCGAGAAGCUGGGCAAGGAUCGAAGUCUGGGCCUGGUCGAGGUUUUCGCCGGCGACUUUGUCCACCAGGACGACAACGGCGAGUAUCUCGUCCACGACAAGAAGCAAGUUCGAAACGAAGGUCUCCGUCUGCACGGAAAGGGUAUCCCCAAGGGAGCGUUGACCUACACAGUUUCCUUCUACCCAUGCCUCAACGUCGCCGACCCCGAGGAGGAUGAGGAGGAAGAGGGAGCCGAGAAGGCUGCUGCCGGGGACAAGAUCACCAACGGCACCAGCAAGGGCGGAGAUCUGCCGAGCGACGCCAAACCUAGCGCGAAGGCGGACAAGGAUGGCGAGAAGCAGUCGCAAUCAUCCACGUCGACGCCCGAAAGGCAAUCGGUCGAAAAGAAGGGACCGCCAAAGAUUCGCCUCAGCCCCGAGGAGCUCCUCAAGCAUGAGAGCGGCUUGCUCAUUUUCCGCCUUCUCGAGGGCGAGCUCCCCGAGAGCAACAGCCGUCUCGAGGUGUUUGUGGACGACAUGGCCUACGCGUCGUACGUUUCGUCGACAACGCAAGGAAAGACGCACAAGUUCGACGAGAUUGGCGACUGUGUCAUUCGGGAAAUCGACGUGUCGCGCCUGACCAUCAAGGCUCGGAAGAAGGGUGACGAAAAGGACCAGAUACUCGCGCAGCUGACGGGGAACACUCUGGAGACGCUCAAGCAAUGCCUGAAUAACCCGACAACUCUCAAGUUGAAAAGCGACGAUGGCAAGAACGGCUGGGUCAAGGUUAGCCUCAAAUACGUGCCCAUCAAGAUGCAGCUCGACCCCAGCGAGAGCAUCAACAACAUGGGCAAGCUUCGCGUCGACGUCUUGGACGCCAUGGAACUGCCCUCGGCCGACCGAAAUGGCAAGAGUGAUCCGUACUGCAAGUUCGAGCUGAACGGUCAGGAAGUGUACAAGACCAAGGUGCAGAAGAAGACGCUGUCGCCGGCCUGGAACGAAUUCUUCGAGGUCAGCGUCCCGUCCCGCACGGGCGCGAACUUUGUCGUCAACAUCUACGACUACGACUUUGCCGACAAGCCCGACUUCUUGGGGGGCGCCUUGAUCAACCUGGCGAACCUCGACCCGUUCAAGCCUUCGGAAUCCCGAUACGUCCUGGACGGCAAGUCAGGCAGCGUGCGGAUUCGACUGCUUUUCCGACCAGACUACGUCACCAGAACCAGGCAGGGUACCUCCAACUUCACGGGCACGUUCUCGGCGCCCUCUCGGAUCGUCACCGGUGUUGCCGGGGCGCCUAUCAAGGGCGGCGCCGUCGUCGCCGGUGCCGUCGGGCACGGAGUCGGCCGCGGAGCAUCCUUCCUGAAGCGUGGCGUCUUUGGCAAGAAGAAGGAUGGGGACGAAACGAACGGCGCGCUGCCCGAGGUUGCCGAGAUGGACCCGGCGGGCAGCGAAGUUGGACCUGGCGGCGCACCAGAGGCCGCGCCCACUCCCAGCAUCGAGCUCAACUCUCCCGGUCACAGCCGACAUAGGAGCAUCGGUGCCUCGUCGAUACACAGCGCCGCACCCGGCUCCGGCCCGACCGGGACCGCCUCGUUCACCGUCGUUUCCGCCGCGGGAUAUCCGCCAACGGCCGAUCUCUACGUCGUCGUCUCCCAGAUGUCCCCGAAGGAGAAGGCCAUCGGCAAGACCAAGCACCACAAGUCCUCCACGGGAGAAUGGACCUUUGACGACACCUUCACGGCAAAGUGUUCCUCGGACGCUCAGUUCAAGAUUGAGGUGAAGGGUGAUCACUUCAUAGGCAAGAGUGACGACCUCGGCGAGCAUGUCUACUUUGUAGACGAAUCGGGAUCCGGCGCGGCGAAGGAACUCACCAUCGGCGCCGGCACCGUGACGCUGAAGAGCCACUUUCAGCCAGCCGAGCAGAGCACUCCCGACACACCAAAGUCCCAUGUGCGACGGAGUUUCUUGGGCAAUCGUGAAGGGCGCGGAAGUAGGGAGCCGACGCCAAAUCCCUAG